AUGAGUUUUGUGAAUGAACUCCAACCAGUUCCAUUCGAAACUACUUUUGGAGGGUGCGAUGGAGAAAGAAUGAGCAGAGAAAACUGUGGUAAUAAUUCAAACACUAAUGCACAGUCUGAAUCCCACAAACGACGCAAAUCAACUUCGGUAACAUCAAAAAAAAGAGCGAAAAUGACUCGUGGUGAUGAAAACAUCACCGAUGAAACUGCUAAACAAGCUGCGACGGAACUACUGGAUCAGAUCGCAAAAACGCCAGGUCAAAUAGCAUUGAACUUAGAGUCCCCUGAAGCAGCAGGAAUAUGUCCAUUGCCACCACUUCUUCUUCAACAAUCAAAAACACGAUGGUCUAUCAGUCUUCUCGAAGAAGGACAAUUGAGAGGUCUUUUGGCUUCAAACCCAAAAAAUUGUCAGCCAUUAGGAUUGAAGAAUAUUCACAAAGGACACGUUGAAACACAAAUACUCCCACGGCAGAUGAAUUUGAAGGAAGCAAUAGAGACUCUGAAAAAUGAGACCAGGAAGAAUGAUUCAUACGUUGGGUUUGGAGUAGCUGUUGCCAAUAUUCUCAGAAGAUGUAAUGAUGUUUCAGCGGAGAAGCUAGCUCAAGUUAUCACCGCUGCAAUUGAAACAGAAGCAACAUCUCUAAUCAACAAAUAA
Messenger RNA from Caenorhabditis remanei, 654 nucleotides. RefSeq lists its product as uncharacterized. The record is from RefSeq and is a predicted model, not a curated record. The transcript is spliced from 5 exons. NCBI's taxonomy places the organism in Eukaryota, Metazoa, Nematoda, Chromadorea, Rhabditida, Rhabditidae. Bases 1 to 654 code for a protein of 217 amino acids.